This is a messenger RNA of Ruditapes philippinarum (Manila clam), 1590 nucleotides long. Its product is annotated as DNA polymerase beta-like. NCBI's taxonomy places the organism in Eukaryota, Metazoa, Mollusca, Bivalvia, Venerida, Veneridae. The record is from RefSeq and is a predicted model, not a curated record. Gene Ontology annotation, biological process: double-strand break repair via nonhomologous end joining. Gene Ontology annotation, molecular function: DNA-directed DNA polymerase activity; DNA binding. Gene Ontology annotation, cellular component: nucleus.
AGUUAGCAAAUUAUGAAAAGAAUGUGAAUCGUCAAAUGCACAAAUACAAUGCCUACAGGAAAGCUGCUGGAGUCUUGGCAAAGCAUUCAGAGAAAAUAAAAAGUGGAAAGGAAGCCAAGGGUUUGGAAGGCAUUGGAGACAAGAUUGCCAAGAAAAUAGAUGAAUUCAUUCAAACUGGAAAGUUACAAAAACUGGAAAAGAUCCGUGCUAGUGAUACAAAUGUUGCUAUUACAGAGCUUACCAAGGUUACUGGGAUAGGACCAGCAGCUGCACAGAAACUGGUUCAGGAAGGAAUCAUGGGAAUAGAAGAUCUUAGGAAACAUACGGAUAAGCUGAACCAUCAUCAGCAGAUUGGUCUGAAGCAUUUUGAAGAUUUUGAAAAGAGAAUUCCACGAGAAGAAAUGGUUGCCCUUCAGGAUAAGGCAUUUGGUGAAAUUAUUAAACUAAGUCCAGACUACAGGGCAAAAGUUUGUGGCAGUUUUAGACGAGGAGCUGAAUCUAGUGGUGAUAUUGAUAUCCUUCUGUCACAUUCUUCAUUUACAUCUACCUCGAAGAAAAUGCCAGAGUUGUUGAAGAAUGUUGUGGAGCAGCUAGAAGAGAUAAAGUUUAUAACAGACAGGUUAUCUCUGGGUGAUUCCAAGUUUAUGGGUGUAUGUAAGAUGCCUGACACAGAUGACAAGAAGUAUGCAUUUAGACGUAUAGAUAUCCGACUACUACCAUAUGAUCAAUAUUACUGUGCUCUACUGUAUUUUACUGGCAGUGAUAUGUUUAACAAAGAUAUGAGAGGAGUGGCUCUAGAAAAAGGAUUUACUCUCAACGAAUAUACACUCCGUCCUUUAGGAAGUACAGGGGUACCAGGAGAGCCGUUGCCUGUAGAAUCAGAGGAAGAUAUAUUUGAUUACCUUGACAUGACCUACAAAAAACCAUCAGAGAGAAAUGCUUGAUCUAAAAUACGAGAAAACCAAGAUGUGUAAUGGAUAAAACUGAAAAUUACUAGAUACCUAUAGAAAAAAAUUAGUUUCUUCAAACUUACCUAUGUAAUUUUGCAAGCAGGUGUCAAUAGUAGCAUUUCUACAGUAUAAAGGUUUUUAAUGAUUUGAUAGUCGUUAAUGAACAAGAUUUUUGUCAGUGCCAUUUCAAGGUUGGGACUUCAUUUUGUACUAAAUCCUGGUUUUGGUCAAUACCUUAACAGAUUAUAGAUGUUGUUAAUGCCACAUGCCUCCAGUUGAGCCAGAAUAUUUAAAAAAGAAAAUUAAAUUUGAGGAAAAUUGCCUAAGAUUUUAGGAAAAGUAAAAAGAUUCAAGUAAUAAUUUACUAGUAAUGUGUGAUUAAUGAUUUUCAGUAUUAGCAACUGUACAUGUUUAUACUUAUAUACUAUUGCAAUAAGGGCAAAUUUUGUAUAUUUUGACCAAUUUUUGGUAGUUUACAUGGGUUGCAAGUGUCAUUAAUAAUGUGUAAAUUGCUUCCAUUUGGUGUUACAAAUAAGAUAUUAACGGAAUUGAAACAUGUCCAGCUUGUGAUAGAAGUAUUUGACUAACUGUACGUUUUAUAGUCUAUGAAGUAGCAAAUUCAAAAUUGUAUAUUACUUGU